Molecule: messenger RNA, 635 nt
Organism: Diabrotica balteata
Lineage: Eukaryota; Metazoa; Arthropoda; Insecta; Coleoptera; Chrysomelidae
Source: the annotation of a GenBank genome assembly
GAAAAUUAAGGUUAAUGAUUUUAUAAAUUUUUUCUCAUUUAAAAACUACAUUAAUUUCACAAUGACUAACACAAGCAGCAAAGGCAAUUUUCAACCAGAUUCAGACGUUCAUAUUACCUACGAAGACCAACAGAAAAUUAAUAGAUUCGCUAGAUUAAAUGCUAAAUUAGAAGAUCUCAAAGAUGAAAUAAAACGUAAAGAAAAUGAUCUGAAGAGUAUUGAAGACGCAUGUGACGAAAUUGCUCUUUUUGAUGAUGACGAGCUCAUCCCUUAUUUGGUAGGCGAAGCAUUUAUUUACCAAAAUGUAGAAAAAACUCAAAAGUGUUUAGAAGACACCAAAAAUAAAAUCGAAGACGGUAUUAAAGAACUAAAAGUAAAAUCUAACGAAGUCAAGGAUACAAUGAGUGACCUAAAGUCUCAUUUGUAUGGGAAAUUCGGAAGCCACAUUAAUCUUGAAGCAGAUGAAGAAUAAUUUAUUAAGUUAUUGAAUUUGUCAGUUGUUUCUGAAUAUGGGAAUAUGUGUAAAUUAAAAUAUUUUACUGUUAGAAUCUAAUCAUAGUUAUAAAUUUGUGUCCUUUGCCUGUUUAAAUGAAAAUAUGGUAUUUUCUAACUUGUCUGAAUAAAAAGUGCAGUGU